Stomoxys calcitrans (stable fly) is the source of this 462-nucleotide messenger RNA. RefSeq lists its product as uncharacterized. The transcript has 2 exons. The coding region runs from base 126 to 377 and encodes 83 amino acids. Lineage: Eukaryota; Metazoa; Arthropoda; Insecta; Diptera; Muscidae. The record is from RefSeq and is a predicted model, not a curated record.
AAUCCAUUCAAUUCACAUUUUCCAGUUGGUGAGAGCAUUGAUAUUAAAAGGAUUUUGAAGGACUUCUUUAAAGACGAAAUAAAUACCAAACCAUUUCAUAUCGAAUUGCGGCAAUCAGGAUUACCAUGUGCAAUCCCAAGUUUCGCAUGCGUCAUAAUCAUUUCUACAAAUCUUUAAAGCAAAUUUGCUUUGGCAUUGUCCUAUCUUUGAGUGCAUCCGGGGCCUGUUAUGUCCUCCAUAGUUUGCCGCGUAAAGAGAAAUAUGCCAACUUUUAUACAAAUUAUGAUCCCAUGUCUUCGUUUACUCGCAUGAAGGAAGGUGGCUAUUUAGAUUCAUGUCCUCCAACUUCGAAGGGACAUAAUUUCAAGCAAAAAUAAUGACCAUAUACAUAUGAGAUUUCAGGAUGCUUUAAAAAUUAUCUGGCUUUUUUGUUCUAAAUAAAACUCCUGAUUUGUAAAUCAA